Messenger RNA from Cryptomeria japonica (Japanese cedar), 1044 nucleotides. Its product is annotated as peptidyl-prolyl cis-trans isomerase CYP22. Gene Ontology annotation, cellular component: intracellular membrane-bounded organelle. Gene Ontology annotation, biological process: protein peptidyl-prolyl isomerization; protein folding. The record is from RefSeq and is a predicted model, not a curated record. The coding region runs from base 187 to 753 and encodes 188 amino acids. Gene Ontology annotation, molecular function: peptidyl-prolyl cis-trans isomerase activity. Lineage: Eukaryota; Viridiplantae; Streptophyta; Pinopsida; Cupressales; Cupressaceae. The transcript is spliced from 7 exons.
AAAAAAAUUGAACUCAUUUUCAUUUGGGAAGAAUUUGGGAGAAACAAAAGAAUCAAGCCCUCCAGAACGCUCGUCAGCCACAGUUACCUGCAAAUCGAAACUACUAACUGUAAGCUCGAUCGUCUAUACGUCAUUAACAAUUUCUUUCACCAUAUAUACAGCAGCAGGAAGGGGAAAAAUUUAGGCAUGGCUAGCGGGGGAGCAGGGGUGAUAGAAUGGCAUCAAAAGCCUUCAAACCCCAAGAAUCCCAUUGUCUUCUUCGAUGUCACAAUUGGCACAAUCCCAGCUGGACGAAUUAAGAUGGAGCUUUUUGCCGAUAUUGUCCCCAAGACAGCUGAAAACUUUAGGCAGUUCUGUACAGGCGAGUACAGGAAGGCAGGCAUUCCUGUUGGCUAUAAAGGCUGCCAUUUCCACAGGGUUAUCAAGGACUUCAUGAUUCAAGCUGGUGAUUUUGUGAAGGGAGAUGGCAGUGGAUGUGUUAGCAUCUAUGGUAGCAAGUUUGAAGAUGAAAACUUUGUAGCUAAGCAUACAGGUCCUGGUCUCCUUUCUAUGGCAAAUAGUGGGCCUAAUACAAAUGGAUGCCAGUUCUUUUUAACUUGUGCAAAAUGUGAUUGGCUGGACAAUAAGCAUGUCGUUUUUGGGAGGGUGCUAGGAGAAGGGCUCUUGGUACUGAGGAAAAUUGAAAAUGUACAAACUGGACCCAAUAAUCGACCCAAGCUACCUUGUAUUAUUGCAGAAUGUGGUGAAAUGUAAUAAUCAAAUGUUCUAUGACAGGAUGUGUUAUUUCAUAGCUCCAAAUUUUCCUGCUGUUUUUGUAUAAUGCUAAUUUGGGUAAAAUGUGAAUGGACUGUUGUUUAUCAUCGGUGGAUCUAGUGCUAAAGGAUAAGUUCAUGCAUUUUGAUUUGAUCAUUUAUGCCAUUGUGGGCUUGUUGAGACUAGUGAUUGGUCAUUGUUAAUUUGUAAAUCAGUUUAAUAAGGAAUUUUUGAUAUGAAGAACAAUGAAUUUUCUGGCUUGAAUAAUCUUUCAUUAUGGGACAAACUGAA